Notodromas monacha is the source of this 4902-nucleotide messenger RNA. The record is from the annotation of a GenBank genome assembly. NCBI's taxonomy places the organism in Eukaryota, Metazoa, Arthropoda, Ostracoda, Podocopida, Cyprididae.
CAGUCGAGUCAUUUCCAAGAGCACUUUUCUGUUUUAGAUAGUGGAACGUUGAGUGAAGGGAAAAUGCUAGUAAAAACCUCUGUGCUGUUGGUUUUGGUUGUUCUCAUUGGAAUAACUUUGGCGCAAUAUUCUAAACCUUCUGGGAAGUCCCAGUUUGGACAAAGCAAUGGAGAAUCCCAGAAAAACUGCCCUACCAAGGAGGAAGUUAAAUUUUGUCGUGAAGUGGUACAAAAACUCAAGUCAGGCAUCUGCAAACCGCAGAAUGACAACCUUGUGAAAUCAGGAUCGCGCCAACAAUCCUCCUGGUCUUCAUCAUUGGAGAAGUCGGAAGGUAACAAAGCUGGAGGAACUGCUGCGCUGAACAACACUGAGCUUCAGGACGAUCUAAGCUUUGAAUCCAUUGGGGAAGAUGAGGACGAAGAUUCUGUAUUUGACGGCUCUUUGAAUGAUUUGCUGUUUGAUGCUGUGAACGAAGAUGUAAUGAGAGGGGGGCGCUUGAAUUCAACUAUUUCCACGUCAGGCCAUGGUCCCGAGGACCUCGUCCUCGCCAUGUCCGAAUCUAGGCGUUCUUCCCAGCGGAGGCUCUCCGACCUCCCCAUGCUCAAGUCGACAGACGUGGCUGUGAGCGAUGGGAAAAGUCAACCGCAGCCUUAUCGUUUGCAACUUUUCUCGGAUUGUUUGGUGCUUCUUCGUGAGGAAGAAGUAGUUUGGGAAUCUCAAGACGAAAAAGAGAACGUGUGCAGUAAGGAGCUACGGCAACAAGAAUCACUCGAGUAUUUAGAUAUUGACGAAAACGAGCUGUACAUGUUAGAUUCGAAGGAGAGAACUGUUGUAAUAAAACGUCCGAAAAACGGUUACGUUGGCAUCGCAGUGAAGGGUGGUGCUGAACACGAUCUACCGAUUCUCAUUUCGAAAGUGUUCAAAGAUUCGCCUGCUGAUGCGUCUGGUUGUGUUUUUGUUGGUGAUGCUAUUGCUAAGGUCAACCAUAAGUCACUCGUAAGUGUGACGCACGAAGAAGCUUUAGAGAUUCUUCGGCAUUGUGGUGAUCAAGUAGAGCUUCAGCUCAAGCAUUACAAGUCCGCCACUCCAUUCCUGAAAAAGAGCUAUGCUAGAUACCAGAAACAUCUUGCCGAGACCAAAUUUUCGCAGAAUCUGAACUCCGACGAAGGAUGGGAGGAAAUGAAGUCAAAUUUUUUGAGUGUAGAUGGGAAGCGUGAGCUGAACAAAGAUUGGAUACCCGUUUCUAAAGUCCCUCUGCUCAUGUCGUACGUUACGCGGUACAUCUAUGGCACGGAUAAGUUACGGCCUACCGGCUUCGAAGUUCGUGGUCUAGACGGUACUGGAACAGGUGUUGUAGAAUGCUGCGACCUUGCAGAGCUCUCGGAGUGGAUGAAAUGCAUAACUAACAACGUGAUCGGGAUCAACAGCCUUCAGACAAAGGUGUUCAAUAACGCAUUGCCGCCACAUGAUCAGAUAUCUUACAUGGGAUGGGUGUGUGAAGGGUUUGUGACAAACAAUGGACAUCAUUGGCAAAAUUGGCACCCCCGAUUUUUCGCGCUUCGAGGAUCCAAAGUUUACAUUUUUGACUCCCCACCGGUUUCGAAUCGAGACUGGGAUAACGCGACGACGACCUAUCCGAUUUAUCAGACUAUGUUCCGAGCUUUGAAGGAGUCGGAGUAUGUGGACGAGCGACAAAACUGCUUCCUGAUACAAACAGCGCAAGAGGAUGUGAGCAAGGAGCCCCGUGGAUCGCGAAAAAUGACGAAAGAAGCUCUUAUUGCGUCUGAGUCGCAUUACAUGUCUGUUGAGACGCGGAAGGAGUUGAUUCGUAUCGAGACAGCUUGGCAUCAAGCCCUUUACGGGGCCGUCGUUCGUCUCGGGAGAAUUUCCUUCCGUGUGACGUACGAUGGAGAGGAGCUGGAUUUGAGUUUGGAUUGGUCGACUGGCUUCACGCUGCACACCACGAAGCGUCGAGACGAAGACGGUGUUGUCUGGCGCUACAAGUUCUCGCAGCUCAAGGGCAGUUCCGACGACGGUAAAUCAAUCCUGACCCUCGUGUUCCAAACGUCUCGUGGCUCCGUCGAGACCCGGGAAAUGGCGACGGCUGAGUUGCAGAGUUUGUUGUUCACAAUGCACGCAUUCCUCACUGCCAAGGUGGCUUCCGUGGACCCUGCGUUUUUCAAGGACACCACCAGCACCACUGCGUCGCGUGGGCGAUCUCCUAGUGUGCCACGUGGCUCUCCCGCGCCGCCUGUCGCUCCCAAGGUCCCGCAUUUGUGAUAAUUCGUCCGGUGCAGGUUUUUUUUGUUUUGUUCAUUUAACUUGUUCUUGCAUUGCGCUUGAGGUGCUAGCGUCCAGGUUUUUUCUUACUAUCUUAGGGUAUUUACGAAGUUAACACGUCCUCUUGACGUUGUGGUGUAACGUUGGGUUGAUCGAUCGUUACCAUUUGGGGGUAUUCGAGGAGAACAGAAAAUUUUAUUUCAGCAUUGUUUGCUCUGGAUCAUCCUUGCUAUAUGCAGUUAUUUUCUGUUAUACCCCCAUUCCUUCUGUUCCCAUUCUGGGACUUGGAAUCUCAUGGAUGUCGCCUGAAUUUUUAUUUAUAUGUGUUGGGUUAUUGGCUGUGGAACUUCCAUCAUCCAAGCUAAUUUCUGAUGCAUUCUUACAGUUAUUUACAAAUAACGGACCUAUAAAAAUUUUCACAAUUACUAGACAAUUAAUGUAUUGUUAUCAUAACAUGUACACGAUACUAUCAUGGUUAUUUUUGAAGAGUGAUGUAAAUGUAGUCGUUGAACUGUUCAUUGAAUACCCAUCCUGAUUUUCAGUGCUUCUCGAAGUGGGAUUCUCAAUUCCAGUUUCUCCUGAUUUUAAUCAACGUAACGUGAAAUUUAACGAUGUUUUGCCAGCAUCAGGCAUUCCACAAUGUCACAUGUUGUUCAGGGGAAUCGUAAAUUACGUCCGUAUUUACUUGACGUCUGUGUAAUGCAGGUUCGAUUGCUCAGGUUUUAAUUAUGUUCGUUCAGAUUCCGGAAUUAGGCGACACCUGCGUGAAGUUACCGGAACUCUCAAAAGUAACGGACAGGGGGUCUAACAGAAAAUAACAUUUUUUCUUAGCUCCUGAAUUGGAAGAAUUGAAACGCAUAGUGAGGUUAAAGCUUCAUUUUCCCCGAGUUGUAACUUUAACGUGAUAUUCGUUUCCUACUGUCUUUGCUCUGUGACUAGCAUUACCGUUUGGCAAAAAGUUUUGCAGACUUUCCAAUGUAUGCUAAUGUCUGUUGCGAGGAGCUUGUUGCGCCUCGACUUGAGCUUCGUGGUUGAGUGUAAAGAACCAAGAAGCAAUUCUUCCAUUUUCACUUCAAAAAGUUCUUAUUUCUCGACAACUUCCAGUUCGAGGAUUUAUCUUCUUUCGACGGGGAUUUGAUGUAACUUAGGCGGAAUUGUUGCGGAUGUUAUAUCUGGAAGAAGGGAGGAAUUUCUAGUCCGUCAGAAUUUUUUUUUACGUCGUUCACAGUUGCUCUGCUCUUUGUGAUGAAAUACUUGAGCCAGGUUUAAGGAAGUGAUAUUGUUUUAACCCUGACCAAAAACAGGACAUUGUAGUACUUUUUCUCGGUUGUACAAGUAUGAUAGAAAGUUUCAUUCACUCGAUUUUAUUUAUUUCUUUCGUUCUUGCGACGGGGGUUUUUGGAAGAGGAGGGGGUUCUGUCUUCUCAUAUCUUGUCAUACAGACGAAUCAAGCAUGUCGAUCUACGUCAUGGGCCAUUUUCAGCCCGCCUUUUUCUGAGCUUUUUUUUUCUCGAUCGGUGGUCAGAGGUUUACCGUUUUUUUCUUUUUUUGUUUCCUGGAAGGCGGAAAAACUAGUCGUUGGUCUUCGUUCACUUGGAGAGAGAGUUUUUCUCAAUUUUUUACAUGCUGGAGAGUGUGUGGAGAAAAGAAUCGGGAAAGCAAUGUUUUUUCUCGUGGUCAGUUGCAUUCAUGUUGUUCCAAGUAUUGCUUCAUCGAGUGGAGUGAAAUUUCAGUACAGGAGAUUGAAUCAGGCUUUGAUGGUGGUCUCUAUCUUUUUUAAACCUCACCUUCUCCUCGUCAAGUACUUCAUUCGCAAACAUCAGUGAAUACAAAUUUUCGCUAGGAAAUCUUUUUGUUGAACUUCAUGGCUUGUGAAAACGGAACAUUCCAUUCCACCAGCGUUUAUUUUUAUUUAUUUAUUUUUCAAGUAUCGACUUGGAUCUUUCAGUUAUUGUUGGUGAACUGUGAAAAGAGUCAUUCCUGGAAUUUUCUCGUUAACGUUAAAGCUUCACCCAGAAAGUGGUCUUGAAAUAUUGAGAAUUCUGAGACUUCAUUUUUAAUUUCGGGAAUCGCAUUUUAACCCUCGGCCCGGGGAAAACUCGAAACCAAAUUCAGAUUUGUGCAUGUGAUCAUCUUCGACUUGAAUCCAUCUUGAUUGUGAAUUUCACGAAUCCUGGCGAAGAAAAGUACUCGGGACAGAGAUGAAUGCGAGCUGGCCAUGACUAUAUUGAACUCAGCGUUUUAGAAUUCGUUUCAUGUGAGCGCGGGAAGAAGAAAGAAGGCGCGUGGUUUAGGUGAAGAAAAGGAAACAGUGAUGGAUGCAAUCUCGUCUCCCCUCGUCCGCGCCAUUGUUCAUUGUUAGGCCGAGGAUUUUGAGAGCGUGUGGAUUGGAGAAAACGGAGCAUUCCGGGAAGCAGGGACGUUUGUUUCUCGCUUUGAUUUCGUUCGGUUUUAUGCAUCUCGGUGCGGAGAGGGAAGAGUCUUACGAUUACUGGGUAUUAACCGCCAGCCAUAUUCUUAAUCCACUUUUUCUUUUCGAUUGUACCAAGUGCAGAAGGCGUCAUGCGAAAAGUGCAAGAAGGGAAAAAGGAGGAAUAUAGACUGUUGGGACAUUAAUAUGAA